CCAUGCUCCCCUGUAUUUUUAAAAGAGCAGCCUAUACCAUGGUUAAAGUGGGCUACUACAUUCACUGACUACAGAUUGCUGCAAUGGUAGAAACUAAUUUUUAAGAAUUAUUUCAAGACUUUAGGGGAGUGCCCCAGCAUUAGAUUGUUGACACCAUCUGACUUAUCAGCAGGCAUUAAGGGUUGUACUGCAUAAGAGUGGACACACCUGCCCACCCCAACAAAUAUCAUCUAAGAAAUAUAGAGCCUGCUGUAUUCACAUCAAACUCAGUUUUAGAAAGCAAGGUCCCACAUAUACAAAUACACGAUUGGUAACAUUGAUGAAAUCUUCUUCAAAUAUUGCGUCAGCCUUUCUCCUAAGACUGCAGCAAUCAGGGACAAGGGUUUGCUUGUAUAUAUGUGAAACACCUUGUGAAAGGGGAUUGAUCCGUUACUAUGCUAUCUGACCUUGGGUCGCCAGUAGGAUGUUUCUACUCCACUGUCACUAGCUAUAGCAAACAUGGCCCAAGAACCUGUUAUUCUUAAUGUUUAUGAUAUGUACUGGAUGAACGAGUACACUUCAUCACUUGGUAUUGGUGUCUUUCACUCUGGUGUGCAGGUUUAUGGUACAGAGUUUGCCUAUGGAGGACAUCCUUUACCCCUGUCAGGUGUUUUUGAGAUAGAACCACGAGAUGCUGACGACCUUGGGGAGCAAUUCAAGUUCAAAGAGGCCAUACCUAUAGGCUACACAGACUUUACAGCCAAUGAUGUGAGAAAGAUCACAGAAGAAUUGGGAAAAGAAUUUCGUGGAGAUCAGUAUCAUUUGUUAAACAAAAAUUGUAAUCAUUUUACAUCAUCCCUGGUUCAGAUACUGUGUGGUAAAGAGCUGCCUAGCUGGGUCAACCGCCUGGCCUAUGUCAGCUCGUGUAUUCCAUUUCUUGAGAGAGCCCUGCCUAAAGAGUGGCUGACACCCAACGCCCUGCAGAAUGUUCUGGAGACUCCGGAUGGAGCGGGGGAGGCUAGCAACAAGAGAUGACUGCUCUUUUCAUCUCAUCUACCAAAGACAAAUUGUGGGGAUGCAGUUGACCAAAUGGGGGGGGGGGGGGGAGUACAGUUGACCUGAUAAUUGGGAUGUCAAGUUGACGCAAUGGUGUGGGUGUGUUGAGCUAUGGGGCAUAUGAGGACCAUUAUCUCAUCUGUUUUUUUAAUUGAUUUUACAAUGUUAUAACAAACAAUUUUUCCCUUGAUUCCCCCCCCCCCCCCACAUUUUCCUGUUGUUUUAUUGCCUGACUGACUGAUGUAAAUAUUGCCUGGAUGUGGACAUGGAAGUUCUGUAACCAGUUUUAAAAUGUUGAAAAUAUUUUAUGAACACCU
Physella acuta is the source of this 1352-nucleotide messenger RNA. Its product is annotated as deubiquitinase DESI2. Gene Ontology annotation, molecular function: deubiquitinase activity. Lineage: Eukaryota; Metazoa; Mollusca; Gastropoda; Physidae. The record is from RefSeq and is a predicted model, not a curated record. Gene Ontology annotation, biological process: protein deubiquitination.